AUGCCUGCGGGCGCGGGGAGGCACGGCCUCCCCCCGGGCCGCCGCCUCUGCUGGCUGCUCUGCGCGCUCGCCUUCCAGCUCAGCCAGGCAGCGGCCCCCGUGCGGGAGGAGAAGCUGUCAGUGAGCGCCGCGAGUUUGCCGUGCUGGAUGGUGGAAGAGUUCGUGGUGGCAGAGGAGUGCGCCCCGUGUUCUAGUUUCCAGGCUAAAACCACCCCUGAGUGUGGUUCCACAGGGUACGUGGAGAAAAUCACGUGCAGCUUAUCUAAGAGGAAUGGGUUCAAAAGCUGCCGCUCGGCUCUGAUGGAACAACACUUAUUCUGGAAAUUUGAAGGGGCUGUCAUGGGUGUAGCCUUGGUCUUCGCUUGCCUUGUCAUCGUUCGUCAGCGACAGCUGGACAGAAGGGCUCUGGAAAAGGUCCGGAAGCAAAUCGAAUCCAUAUAG
Messenger RNA from Pipistrellus nathusii (Nathusius's pipistrelle), 441 nucleotides. Lineage: Eukaryota; Metazoa; Chordata; Mammalia; Chiroptera; Vespertilionidae. The record is from the annotation of a GenBank genome assembly.